Messenger RNA from Acinonyx jubatus (cheetah), 4974 nucleotides. RefSeq names its product histone deacetylase 8 (gene HDAC8). Gene Ontology annotation, molecular function: histone deacetylase activity. Bases 327 to 1613 code for a protein of 428 amino acids. The record is from RefSeq and is a predicted model, not a curated record. The transcript is spliced from 11 exons. Lineage: Eukaryota; Metazoa; Chordata; Mammalia; Carnivora; Felidae.
AUUCGCGGCUAUUUUAGCAAUUAGCCCCGGCUCUUCCGCUACUCGAACCCCUCAAAACUACAUCUCCCAGCAUGCUCUAAAGCUGGUCUGACCUCAUUUCAAAUGGCCCCGUAGGGCAACAAGGAUGGUUAGUUUUGACCGUGCUUAUUUGUCCCAUAAAUUAUCGAUCCUAAUUGGCAGUUAUUUGGGCUUUUAUAUUUGCCCACCUCUCGUUUUUGUACCGUGGUCACUAAAUGAAGGGCUUCUGGCCUGGGAGGGCCCAUGUAUUCUUUCAAUUGGUUGGGGAGCUGGGACAGUGUCUCUGGCAAUAACGAGAAUAGGAGGGAAUGUUGACCAGGGAGCACCGCUGCGGCCGUUCAGAGGAGCAGGAACAGGAGCCCGGGCUGAGUCUGAAAAAAGCCGGAUCCAGAAGGUGGCUCCGGAACGGCUGGAAUUGGAAGAUGGAGGAGCCGGAGGAACCGGCGGACAGUGGGCAGUCGCUGCCUCCAGUGUACAUCUACAGUCCCGAGUAUGUCAGCAUGUGCGACUCCCUGGCCAAAGUCCCCAAACGGGCCAGUAUGGUACAUUCUUUGAUUGAAGCAUAUGCACUGCAUAAGCAAAUGAGGAUAGUUAAGCCCAAAGUAGCCUCCAUGGAGGAGAUGGCCACCUUCCACACUGAUGCCUAUCUGCAGCAUCUCCAGAAGGUCAGCCAAGAAGGAGAUGACGAUCAUCCAGACUCCGUAGAAUACGGGCUAGGUUAUGACUGUCCAGCCACUGAAGGGAUAUUUGACUACGCAGCAGCUGUAGGAGGGGCUACAAUCACAGCUGCCCAAUGCCUGAUUGAUGGAAUGUGCAAAGUAGCAAUUAACUGGUCCGGAGGGUGGCAUCAUGCAAAGAACCACACUGGCCUUUCAGCUUCUCAAAUAGGCCAAGGAAGUUCUUUCCUGCCUCAGAGCUUUUGCAAUGCUGCUCUCUCUGCCUGGAAGACUUCUCCAUCUCAGUAUGGAGAUGAAGCAUCUGGUUUUUGUUAUCUCAAUGAUGCUGUCCUGGGAAUAUUACGAUUGCGACGGAAAUUUGACCGUAUUCUCUAUGUGGAUUUGGAUCUGCACCAUGGAGAUGGUGUAGAAGAUGCCUUCAGUUUCACCUCUAAAGUCAUGACAGUGUCCCUACACAAAUUCUCCCCAGGAUUUUUCCCAGGAACAGGUGACGUGUCUGAUGUUGGCUUAGGAAAGGGACGGUACUACAGUGUAAAUGUGCCCAUUCAGGAUGGCAUACAGGAUGAGAAGUAUUACCACAUCUGUGAAAGUGUACUAAAGGAGGUAUACAUAGCCUUUAAUCCUAAAGCAGUGGUCUUACAGCUGGGAGCUGAUACAAUUGCUGGGGAUCCCAUGUGCUCCUUUAACAUGACUCCAGUGGGAAUUGGCAAAUGUCUUAAGUACAUCCUUCAGUGGCAAUUGGCAACACUCGUUUUGGGAGGAGGAGGCUAUAACCUUGCCAACACGGCUCGAUGCUGGACAUACUUGACCGGGGUCAUCCUAGGGAAAACACUAUCCUCUGAGAUCCCAGAUCAUGAGGGAGUACAGGAACUGGUCAUGGUGCCAGCACUCCAGAGCAAAGAGCUGAAAAACAAAUGAAGGGAUGGAAGAGAAGAUCAAGAGCCUGACCAGGCAAGAAGUCUCAAAGUAGGGGAACCUGUUGUAUGGGCCCCAUCAGGGGGUGCAGGGAGGCUAGAUAGCUACUCAUACCAGCCACAGGACACAGUGCUCAGACUAGAAUGCCCCAGAUAUGAGCAGCUUUGGACCAUACACCCAGUGCCCCGACCUGAGCUGUGCCACCUUUUGACUGGACUGUGUUGCUCCACUUAUUACUCUGCCACCAGGCUGACAGCCUCCCUCAUUUCUCCAUGGGCUUUAGUGGCACUCCUUUGCAGUCAGCACAUAUGCAGCCACCACUGGACAUGCUGCUCCCAGUGCGGCCCUAAAUUAUCAUUUAAAGAAAUUAAAAGAUAAGUAAGAAAAAUUUAUUUAUUUAUUCAUUCAUUCAUUCAUUCAUUUAGAGAGAGAGAGAGGAGAGGAGAAGAGAGGCACAGAGAAGAGAGAAAUAGAAUCCAAAGUAGGCUCUGUGCGGACAGCACAGAUCGAUGCAGGGCUCAAUCCCACAAACCAUGAGAUCAUGACCUGAGCCAAAAUCAAGAGUUGGACUCUUAACCACCAAGGCACCUCGAAAAUUUUUUUACAUUUACCCAUAUGUUUAUCCUUUUCAGCAUUUUUCAAUCCUUUGUGUAGAUCCAGGUUUCCAUCUGGUAAAAGUUACAUUUUCCCUAAGAACUUCAGCUAAUUUUGUAUUAAAAUGUAGGUCUGUUUGCAACAGAUUUUCUCAGAUUUGUUUGAAAAGUCUAGUUUGUCUUAAUUUUUAAAGACAUUUUUAAAGAUAUUUCUCUAUUUUAAGAUAUAAAGUUCUAGGUUGAUAAUUGUUUCUUUCAGAACUUGGCAUAUUUCCUCAUGAGAACUCUGUAAUCAUUCUUCUCUUUGUUCCUUUGUAUAAUACCUGCAUUUUUUCCCUCUGGCUGCUUUUACCAUUUCUCUCUGUGACUAGUUUUCAGCAUCUUGGUUAUAGUUUGCCCUGGUGUGGUUUCUGUGCGUGUGUGUGUUUAUCCUCUUUGGAACCCAAAGCUUCUGGGAUCUGAGGGUUUGUAGCUUUUAUCAAAUUUAGAAAUAUUUCAGCCAUUAUUUCUUUUCUGUCCUUUCUUUUUCUCCUCUACUACUGAGACUCCAGUUAGACCUAUGUUAGACCUGUUGUAUUGUCCCACAGGUCACUAAGACCCCCCCUUUUUUUAUUUAUUUCUGUGAGAGAGAGAGAGUGAGAGAACAUGAGUGGAGGAGGGGCACAGAGAGGGGGAGACAGAGAAUCCUAAGCCGACUCUGCACUGUCAGCACCAGCCCUGAUGCAGGUCUCAAACUCAUGAAUCAUGAGAUCAUGUCCUGAACCAAAGUCGGACACUUACCCAACUGACCCACCGAGGCACCCCAAGAGACCCCUUUUUUGUCUUUUAUUUCUGUGAUUCAUAUUGAAGAGUUUCUCUUGCUUUGCCUUCAAGUUUAUUGAUCUUUUCUUCUGCAGUAUAUAAUUGCUAUUAAUCCCAUCCAGUGAAUUUUCUUUUCAAAUAUUGUAUUUUUCAUUUCUAGAACUUCUAUUACAAAUAAAAAUCCUUCCAAAUAAUAAAAUCUUUAAAAAAUAUAUGACCAGGAAAAAAAUUGUCCAUUUCUCUCUUCACUGUGUUCAUAUUUUCUUUACAUCCUUGAACAUAUGGAGCAUAUUUAUAAAUAGCUGUUUUAAGGUCCUUGUCUACUAAUUCCCUUAUCUCUGUAAUUUCUGAGUCUCUUCCUGUUGACUAAUUUUUCUCCAGGAUAUAGAUUGUAUUUUCCUGCUUUCUUGUAUGUUUAAAAUUUUAAAUUGUAUAUCCAACAUUGUGAAUUUACAUUGUUGAGUGCUGGAUUUUUCUUUUGUAUUUAUUUAGAGGAUUGUACUUUUUUUGAUAGACAAGUUAUUGUGGAUCAAUUUGAUCCUUUUGAGGUUUGUUUUUAAAAGCUCACUUAGAGUAGACCUUAAGUAACCUUUACACUAGAGCUAAUUUAGCCCAUUUUGAAGGAACUGCUUCUCUCAAGUCCCUACUGAUGCCCCCCUUUAUUCAUUGAGGUCUCUCCACUUUGACCUUAUGUGAACUUUAGGGAGUGUUUCUCUUACAACUUCUUAGUAAUUACUUCCCUGGAAAUUUUUUCUAGAUUCUUUGUGAGGUUUUACUCUAUCCAUAUUCAGAUUUGUAUUCAUCAAAAGACUCAAGGGGACCUCUAUGCAUAUUUCUAGUACACUUUUUUUUAAUUUUUUAAUGUUCUUACUUCUGAGAGACAGAAAGAGAGAGAGAGAGAGAGAGAGAGAGAGCACGUGAGCAGGAGAGGGGCAGAGAGAGGGAGACAUAGAAUCUGAAGCAGGCUCCAGGCUCUAAGCUAUCAGCACAAAGACUGAUACAGGGCUGAAACUCAUGAGCUGUGAGAUUAUGACCUGAGCCGAAGGCAGAUGCUUAACUGACUGAGCCACCCAGGUGCCCCUCUAGUACACUUUUUAUGGCUUACUUCCACCACCACAAUUUCUAACCAUCUUUAGGAAUUCCAAUCUCUGUCUGAUCUCCUCAGAGAUUGUUAGACUCUGUUUGGAUCCCCCACCACUGCAUCACAGUCCAGGGAUUACCUCCUGGCAGAAAACUGGGGUAAUCAUAGGGAUCACCUUAUUUGUAUUUCUUUUCUCUCAGAUUACUAUAUUGUGCUGCAUAUUGUCCAAUGUCUUUAAAAAAAUUUCCUAUAUUUGGUAAAUAUUCUAGUUGUUUCUAAAGAGAAAAUAAUUUCAUAUCCUCUUUCCCCUCAUACCCAGAUGCAGAACCCUUUUACUUAUCUGCUUCCAAUUUUUUUCUGCCUUCAUUUUUGAAAAAUAUUUUUGCUGGAUAUAAAAUUCUAGAUGGACAUUUAUUUUUCUGGCUCCAUUUUUUUUAAUGGAAAGUCAGUCUUGUUUUUAUCAUUGUUUCCCUGGGUAUACUAUGUCUUUUUCUCUGGCUGCAUUUAUAUAUUUAUCUUUGCUUUUCAGACCAUUGACCAUGAUGUGCCCCAGUGUACUUUUUUGUGUUUAUCCUACUUGGGAUUUCCUGAGUUCCUUGGUCUGUGGGUUCCAGUUUGGGAUGUAAUUUGGAAAAUUCUUGGCUGGUAUUUCUUGACUCAGUUUUUGCCCUAUUUCCAUCUCUCCUAUCUUUCUGGAACUCCUGUUAACAUGUAUUAGAUUGAUUGAUACCAUGUGCACCUGGGUGGCUCAGUCAGUUGGGCAACCAACUCUUGGUUUUGGCUCAGGUCAUGGGUCUGAGCCCAACAUCAGGCUCUGCACUGUCAGUGCGGAGCCUACUUAGGAUUCUCUCUCUCUCUCUCUCUCUCUCUCUCUCUCUCUUUCUCUCUC